This is a messenger RNA of Acyrthosiphon pisum (pea aphid), 666 nucleotides long. RefSeq lists its product as uncharacterized. The coding region runs from base 80 to 604 and encodes 174 amino acids. Lineage: Eukaryota; Metazoa; Arthropoda; Insecta; Hemiptera; Aphididae. The transcript is spliced from 5 exons. The record is from RefSeq and is a predicted model, not a curated record.
ACCAAUAAAUUGGUUGACUCAAACCAAUCCUCAGUUUUGCUACUGGCCACCUGGAAUUGUUGACAGUGAUGUCCUACAAAUGGCUGAGGAUCCUCAAUAUACAUGGACUAAGUAUCAAGUUAAUGUUCAUGGUGGGAACAAAACUUAUGAUAACUUUAGGAAAGCAUGGUAUCAGCAGGUAGAGAUUGAAAAAUCAACUACGGAAACAGAAAUAGAAGAACACGAAGUCUUAAGACAUAAAAGAACUAAAAAGAUGCCAUCUUUGAAAAAUAAGUCUGUAUUUGAUGUAUCUGAUGAAAGCGAUAAUUCCAGAAAUUCUGAUAGUUGUUUUGAUGUAAUGGCUUCAUCUUCCAACCAACAUUUAACAGUAACUGUUCCGGCUGCACCGAUAGGUAUAUUAGCUUCAACUAGUAGUUUUUCACCAACAGUUGGAGUAGAGUCUGCAUAUAGUCUGGAUUACACAGAAUUGAUGCCAAAAAUAUCAAAACAAACCAUUCAAACUGCUCAUUUGUGUUCUGCAUCAGACAUUUCACCUAAGCAAAGCAAUUCAAUAGACACAUUAAGUGAGAUGGUUCUUCAACAAAAUAAUGGUAAUAAUACUUAAUACUCAAAUAUUGAAGUGAUGGAAAAAUAAUUUUUUUAAAUUACUUUUGAAUAAUUAAUACC